AAUCACUUCAUCCAUUUGUACCCAGAAUGCAAAGUGAAACACCGAAAAACCUCAGCAGCCUCGAGCUCUCCAGGUUAUCAUGGCGAUAAGAGACACAUCUCCCCCUUGAGUCCUCCCCCGGCAGCGGCAGCAACGGCAACAAAAGCGUCCCUCUUCCCCCCCUCCCCGCUACGGAGAAAACACCCGCAACGGGUCCCCAUGCAGCGGACCUUUACCCGGGACUGAGGGAAGGACACAGCAGCGCGCGAGGCACCGCCAUGGCAGCGUCGGAGCUGUACACAAAGAGGGCUCGGGUGUGGAUCCCCGAUGCCGAGGAGGUGUGGAAGUCCGCCGAGCUGAACAAGGACUACAAAAAUGGCGACGCCUCCCUGCAGCUCAUGCUGGAGGAUGGAACGAACAUCGAGCACAAACUGGACCCCAAGACGAAGAACCUUCCUUACCUGCGUAAUCCCGACAUCCUGGUCGGCGAAAAUGACCUCACGGCACUCAGCUACCUGCACGAGCCGGCCGUGCUGCACAACCUCAAAGUCCGCUUCAUGGACUCCAAGCUCAUCUACACUUACUGUGGAAUCGUCCUGGUGGCCAUCAACCCGUACGAGACGCUGGGUAUCUACGGCUCGGACAUCAUCAACGCGUACAGCGGUCAGAACAUGGGAGACAUGGACCCACAUAUCUUCGCUGUGGCCGAGGAGGCUUACAAACAGAUGGCCAGGGACGAGAGGAACCAGUCGAUCAUUGUGAGUGGGGAGUCCGGAGCAGGAAAGACGGUAUCAGCCAAAUACGCCAUGAGAUACUUUGCUACGGUCAGCGGCUCCACCAGCGAGGCCAACGUGGAGCAGAAAGUCUUGGCUUCCAACCCCAUCAUGGAGGCCAUUGGAAAUGCAAAGACCACACGAAACGACAACAGCAGCCGCUUUGGGAAAUACAUCGAGAUCGGCUUCGACACACGCUACCGCAUCAUCGGCGCCAACAUGAGGACGUAUCUGCUGGAGAAAUCACGAGUGGUGUUUCAGGCCGACGAGGAAAGGAAUUAUCACAUCUUCUAUCAGCUCUGUGCAUCAUCCCAUCUGCCUGAGUUCAAGAUGCUGAAGCUAAGCAGCGCAAACGACUUCUUGUACACCAGGCAGGGCCGGAGCCCGGUAAUUGACGGCGUGGAUGACACAAAGGAGCUGUCCUCCACUCGCAAAGCCUUCACGUUGCUCGGUAUUAAUGAAUCCAAUCAGAUGGGUUUGUUCCAGGUGUUGGCUGCUAUUCUUCAUCUCGGGAACGUGCAGAUAAAGGACAGAGACUCGGACAGCAGCAUCAUUCCACCCAACAAUGGCCACCUGACGGCAUUCUGCGAUUUGGUGGGCGUGACCUACCAGGACAUGUCUCAGUGGCUGUGCCACAGGAAGCUGAAGACGGCCACAGAGACGUACAUCAAGACCAUUCCCCGCCUGCAGGCCACCAACGCCCGCGACGCGCUCUCAAAACACAUCUACGCGAAGCUCUUCAACUGGAUCGUGGAGCACGUUAACAAAGCGCUAAUCACCAAUUUUAAACAGCACUCCUUCAUCGGGGUCCUUGACAUCUACGGGUUUGAGACCUUUGAGAUCAACAGCUUUGAGCAGUUCUGUAUCAACUACGCCAAUGAGAAACUCCAGCAGCAGUUCAACAUGCAUGUGUUCAAGCUGGAGCAGGAGGAGUACAUGAAGGAGCAAAUCCCCUGGACUCUGAUUGACUUCUACGACAAUCAGCCCUGCAUCAACCUCAUAGAGGCCAAGAUGGGCAUCCUGGACCUGCUGGACGAGGAGUGCAAGAUGCCCAAAGGUUCCGAUGAUUCUUGGGCUCAGAAGCUCUACAACACCCACCUGAAGACCUGCUCCCUCUUCGAGAAGCCACGCAUGUCCAACCGCGCUUUCAUCAUUCAACAUUUUGCCGACAAGGUGGAGUACCAAUGUGAAGGUUUCCUGGAGAAGAACAAGGACACAGUGAACGAAGAACAGAUCAACGUGCUGAAGGCCAGCAAGUUUCCCCUGCUGGUGGAGCUGUUCCACGACGGGGAGAAAGCCAUCAGUCCCACUGGUCAGGUCCCCGGCACCGGAGGCCGGACGCGCCUCAGCAUCAAACCUGAGAAGGGCCGUGAGAAGAGCAGCAAGGAGCACAAGAAGACUGUCGGCUGCCAGUUUCGUAACUCGCUGCAGAUGCUGAUGGAAACUUUGAACGCGACGACUCCGCACUACGUACGCUGCAUCAAACCCAAUGACUUCAAGCUGGCCUUCUCGUUUGAUCCUAAACGUGCGGUGCAGCAGCUCAGAGCCUGCGGCGUCCUAGAAACCAUCCGCAUCUCUGCUGCAGGGUUCCCAUCCAGAUGGACGUACCAGGAGUUCUUCAGCCGAUACAGAGUGCUGAUGAAGCAGAAGGACGUGUUACCUGACAGGAGGUUGACCUGCAGAAAUGUCCUGGAGCAUCUGGUCCAGGACCAGGACAAAUAUCAGUUUGGUAAGACCAAGAUCUUCUUCCGGGCCGGCCAGGUUGCCUACUUGGAGAAGUUGAGGGCGGAGAAGUUGCGCGCUGCCUGCAUUCGCAUCCAGAAAACCAUUCGCUGCUGGCUGGCACGCAAGAAGUACCUGCGCAAGCGCAGCGCUGCCAUCACCAUCCAGAGGUUCACCAGAGGGCACCAGGCUCGCCGCUUGGCCAAGUUCAUGCGUCGCACGCAGGCGGCCACCACUAUCCAGAAGUACCAGCGCAUGUGCGUGGAGAAGAAACGCUACAGACAGAAGCAGGCUGCCGCUCUGGUCAUGCAGACGAUCCUCAGAGCUUACAUGGCCCGGCAGAAGUACCGGGCGUUACUGCGGGAGAGCAAGGUGGUGAUCAUUCAGAAACGCGUCCGUGGCUGGUUGGCUCGGUGCUGGUACAAGCGCUGCCUCGUCUCCCUGGUCUACCUGCAGUGCUGCUUCCGCAGGAUGAAGGCCAGGCGCGAGUUGAAGAAGCUGAAGAUCGAGGCUCGCUCGGUGGAGCACUUCAAGAAGCUCAACAAAGGCAUGGAGAACAAGAUCAUGCAGCUGCAGAGGAAACUCGACGAGCAGAACAAAGAAAACCGCUUGGUCAACGAGAGGCUAGCCGGUCUGGAGAACACCUACACAACAGAGAGCGAGCGGAUGCGUGGCGAGCUGAGCCGGCUGCGAGGGGCGGAGGAGGACGCCAAGAACAAAGGCCACCAAGUGACGUCGCUGCUGGAGGAGCUGGAGAAGCUGAGGAAGGAGCUGAGUUCCACACAGAAGGAGAAGAAGACCAUCGAGGACUGGGCGCAAAACUACAGGAGCGAAAUGGAGAAAAUGGUCUCGGAGCUGAAGGAUCAGAAUGGCUCGCUGAAGAAAGAGAAGGACGACUUGAACAGGUUGAUUCAGGAACAGAGUCAGCAGAUGACCGAGAAAAUGGCCCGUGCGAUACUAGAGGAGACUCAGCAGCUGAAGACCGAUCUGAACGAGGAGCGAUCUCGCUACCAGAAUCUCCUGACGGAGCACCUUCGUCUGGAGGAGAAGUACGACGACUUGAAGGAGGAGAUGGUUUCCUCGAACGUCCCCAAGGCUGGCCACAGGAGAAGAGAUUCCACCCACAGCAGCAACGGAUCAGAGUACACGUACAACUCCGAGUACGCCGAGUUGGAAGAUGGUUCCCGUGCCGGCGAGGAUGUGACGCGAGGAAUGGACACCUCGCUGACCCUCAAGCUGCAGAAACGUUUAACCGAACUGGAGCAAGAAAAGCAGUCACUGCGCAACGAACUGGAAAACAAAGAGGACCAGUUCCAGCGGGCUAGAGCCAGGGAUGACGUAGAAUUUAAAAAGGCUCGUGGGGCAGAGCUGGAGUACGAGUCCCUGAAGCGUCAGGAGCUGGAGUCCGAGAACAAGAAGCUGAGACAUGACCUGAAGGAGAUCCGGCAAAGCCUGGUGGGUAACGCAGCUACGGGCGCUGGGGCCCCGGGCUCCCCGGCCUACAAGGUGGUUCUGGACCAGCUCAACGCCUCCUGUGAGGAGCUCGAGGUCCGUAAGGAGGAGGUGCUGAUCCUGCGCUCCCAGCUGGUCAGCCAGAAGGAAGCCAUGCACCACAAGGAUGAGAAGGAGACCAUGACCGAGCCUUCCGUCUACGUUGAGGAUGUGUCGAAGCUGAAGGACGCGGGUGAACUCAAGCAAGCUUACGUGGGCCUCAAAGACACCAACAGAUCUGCCGCUCCAGACUUCCAUAAGCUGAAUGAGGACGGAGAGCUGUGGCUGGUUAAUCAGGGCUUAAAGGAAACCAUCAGGCUACUGGAGCACCAGCUGCAGACUCAGCGGAGAGGUUACGACAGCGAGGUGGAGUCGCUGCGCGGUGAGCUGCAGAAUGUCAAGGAGGAGAACAACCGGCAGCAGCAGCUCUUGGCCCAAAACCUGCAGCUUCCUCCGGAGGCCCGAAUCGAAGCCAGUCUGCAACACGAGAUCACGCGGCUCACCAACGAGAACCUGGAACUCCUGGCUGAAGACCCCACAGCAUCCCGAGAGGCUCGAGUCAUCAUUUUACGACGGAUGGUUGAUCUGAUGGAGCAGCUGGAGAAGCAGGACCGAACCAUCCGCAAGCUCAAGAAGCAGCUGAAGGUUUACUCCAAGAGGAUCGGCGAGAUGGGGGCGGGUCAAACCGAGGGACAGACGUCUCCGGGACAGAUGGUGGACGAGCCGAUUCACCCUGUCAACAUUCCUCGCAGGGAGAAAGACUUCCAAGGGAUGCUGGAGUACAACAAGGAGGAUGAGCUCAAACUGGUCAAGAACCUCAUCCUGGAGCUGAAGCCUCGCGGUGUGGCUGUGAAUCUGAUCCCAGGUCUGCCGGCCUACAUCCUGUUCAUGUGUCUGAGACAUGCGGACUACGUCAACGAUGACCAGAAGGUCCGCACCCUGCUCACCUCAACCAUCAACAGUAUUAAGAAGAUCCUCAAGAAACGAGGAGACGACUUUGAGACCGUCUCUUUCUGGCUAUCGAACACGUGUCGCUUCUUGCACUGUCUGAAACAAUACAGCGGAGACGAGGCUUUCAUGAAGCACAACUCGCCGAGGCAGAAUGAGCACUGUCUGUCCAACUUCGACCUGGCAGAGUACAGACAGGUGAUCAGCGACCUGGCCAUCCAGAUCUACCAGCAGCUGAUCAAAUGCAUGGAGAACAUCCUCCAGCCCAUGAUAGUUUCUGGCAUGCUGGAACACGAGACCAUCCAGGGAGUGUCUGGGGUGAAGCCUACGGGCCUCCGCAAGCGAACGUCUAGCAUCGCAGACGAGGGAACCUACACCCUGGACUCCAUCCUGCGGCAGCUCAGCGCCUUCCACUCUACCAUGUGCCAGCACGGCACCGACCCCGAGCUCAUCAAGCAGGUGGUGAAGCAGCAGUUCUACAUCAUCGGAGCCGUCACGCUCAACAACCUGCUGCUACGCAAGGACAUGUGCUCCUGGAGCAAAGGCAUGCAGAUCAGGUACAACGUGAGCCAGCUGGAGGAGUGGCUCAGAGACAAAGGUCUGAUGACAUUCGGAGCCAAGGAGACUCUGGAGCCUCUGAUCCAGGCCGCUCAGCUGCUGCAGGUGAAGAAAAAGACUGACGAGGACGCCGACGCCAUCUGCUCCAUGUGCCUGGGGCUCACCACUGCUCAGAUUGUGAAGGUCUUGAACCUCUACACUCCAGUCAACGAAUUUGAGGAGAGAGUAUCCGUGUCAUUCAUACGAACCAUACAGACUCGCUUGCGAGAUCGUUGUGAGAGUCCCCAGUUGUUGAUGGACACGAAGAUGAUCUACCCGGUCACCUUCCCGUUCAGCCCUUCAUCCCUCGCCCUGGAAACCAUCCAGAUCCCCAGCUCGCUCAACCUGGCCUUCCUCACCCGCGUCUAACCGCAGGCCCCGUAGGACGCCGCUAGGCCGAUGUAGUGGCCACAGUUGGAAUUGCAAGUCAAGAAAUGAAAUUUAAAAAAGAAUAGGAUUCGUAUUCACAUAGUUUGAGCAAUUUUGUCAAAAAAAAAAAGUUUGUGAUUCAAAAUCACCUAAGACAUCAGCUGACUGUAUCUGAACGUUGACACAGAGAGAAACCCAAUCACGUGCUGAACUUUCAACAUGCAUCUGUACAAUGCUUGCACACAUGCACGCCUACACUCACGUGCACUUUGUCUCUUACAAAAUGCACAAAUACACGUGACCCCCACGGUGGCUGCAGCUGGUUUAAUUCUGCCUGUGACACGCCAUCCGUCCACCGCUUGUAAAAACGCCACCGCCCCAGAUCUACGCCAGCGGUACUCGCUCUGCAUCGACUAGCUGGGUCUGUUUGAGGGGUCCCGUCCCCCCCCGACGACCCCGGCUCUCUCCUUUAGUGUUUCAUCUAGCUGACGCAACCAGUUAGGCUUUGAAAAACGUCAAAUCUUCGCCAUCGCCUCGUUCUCCGGUGAGAAUGUAAACGUAACGACUGGCGGGAGCCCUGAAGGAGGUGGUCUAGACUGUAGACCAGCCUUGAAUGUUGGGUGUGUGUUUCAUAGGCGAACCCAACGCAAGCCAGCGGAGUGACACCGUCACCUCUCUCCAUCCCAGGUGGAGGCAGCCUGGACCAUCGUCAUUACCCAGUCGAGCCAAGACAGAACUCAUCGUCUGUACUAUAUUAUUUAUACAUAUAUAAAUAUGAAUAAUAUAUAUCAUGUAUUUUAUUUAUUGCGUUCACCUCCGUCCCCACCCUCCCUUGAAUAGAUUAGAUGCUUCCUCUUUGCAGUAAACAUGUCGGAUAUAUGAAGGCCGGGACCAUCGUUUCCCACAGCUUUAUAAGGGCCGUGUUAGUUUUGGUCCAUUGUAGGCCGUCUAUGUCAAUAUCAGGUCAACUAUGUAGUCUAGAUUAAGGAGUGGCGGCACAGGUGAUUAUUUGUUAGGUCGCGUCUUACCGUAGAUACGUCGCUUCAUCGUGUUCAUCCUGCACUUCACGCGGGGUGAAGUGUAGCACGGGUUUUUAACUGAGGAGAGAUUCAGAAGGUACGAGGUUUCAGCUCUGAGAAGAGUUGAACCUGCUAACGUGUACACUGUUUACAGCUGUGACCGUCGCCGGGAGCUCUUCUUCAUUCUGCGGUCACAGCUGUAGUCGGUGCUUCCCAGCUGUUUUACUAUUAUCAACGUGGAAAUAUUUAUUUCAGUAUCGUCAUUUUCUUAAGCAUUGAAGCUCUGUGUAUUGUAAAGCCAUGUGUCACUGAGCAGAAGGGACACAAAAGGUCUCUCUGAUGUUGGUUUUGGAAAAAGACCAGUGUCUUCUGCUUUAUUCCCAGAGUAACACGAAUUCCUGUCCACUGGCUAGGAGAGCACAACAUGGGCCUUUUUAUAACCACAAUCAAUAGAAUAUGGGCAACUGCACUUGUCCCACGCCAAUUUCACGGGGUCACUGAAGUAGAAAGAAAUGUUUGUCUCUUCUGUACGGGUGCUGCGGUUGUUUUUGUUUCAGAUACGCAGACGUAUUUGGUGCUUGCUUUUCAAAGGCUGAUGUUGUACCACAGUUGUUGCCUCGUGUUUUGCCCUCUCGCCCUUCUCCCUCCCGCUGUGCCAUGAGUAUUAACGGUCAACCAAAUUUGCCUCUUGCCCCCGUGAACCUUGUUUUUGCCCGAUGACCUUAUCCUUUCACGGACUCAAUUGACUUUGGCUUUUGUUAAGGUGCUUACAUAUCACAUAUAGAAGAUUGUGAAUCAAAGUAUCCCAUAUUGAUAAAGAAUAAAAACAAAUGUUAAGUGGAGUGAAGAGAAGUUAGUGUGUGAAGUUGUUUUGGGUUGCACUCGUAUUUGAGGACUAUUUGAUGUCCAAAUGCUCUCAUUGGGACCGCGCGUUAUCAGUCCGCCUUCUGUUGUAUCAUUUGGAUUAAUAGGUAAACGUAUGCUUUGCACAAACAACAUUUCUGUGGAGAGACGGAGCGUAACGAAAGGAAUUCAUUUAACUACAUGAAUGUUUCAAACUUUAUCAGGAUUUUAGUUUCACGUUGUUGGACAAAGCCUUAUCUGAAUGAUUUCCUAUCUAAUUGACUUAAACACAUGAUCAAUAUUGUGACAUUGUUUUGUUCUUCACUGUAAAAUGAAUAUAAAUAGUUAAAUGUGGUCAUUUUUUUUAUUUUGAUAGGGUGUUCUUUUGUUGCACUGUUCAGGCAUCAGUCCAGAUGCACUUUUUCUUUUAAGACAUCGCUGAGGAAGUCUGAUAAACGAUAGACGAGGACUGUAAAAAACAAAAUACUUUUUUCUGACCUGUGACGCAUUGAUCUCCCUCUUCCACAUUCCCUCUGCAAGUGGCCGCUUCACUCUCUUUAUCAGUGUUUUUCUUUUCUUCUCUUGCUGCUUUGUUAAAACUAUGGAUUAAUGCAAGCCGCAGGCGAGAAGACAAACACAUGUGAAUUCCCGUCCUCACGUGUUCAAACCGUCCUCCUGGACCGAGAGCGCAGAGUUGGAAGGCCGGCCCGCUGAAAACAACAAUAACACGCGUUCAUUCACAGAGGAGAAAGCGCCAUUCCUUCACUCUGCGUUUUUACACGCUGACAUUAUUAAUGACCAUUGUUCUUAUCAACUAGCGUUGAUUGUGCCAUUUGAAAAAAAUUCAAAAACAAUGUUAAAAAGCAAACGUAUAGUAUAUACAGAUGUUUGCUCCCUGACCCCAUGUGUACAUUUGACGAACUGGACUGUCUGUAGAUUCUGGUAGCUGUGCUUAGUGAAUGUGUUCACCGUUAAGGAACUUGGAAUAAAUUGUCAAAUCUGUAAAAGUGAAAUAAAAUAAUUCAGCACUGUU
Molecule: messenger RNA, 8774 nt
Organism: Gasterosteus aculeatus aculeatus (three-spined stickleback)
Lineage: Eukaryota; Metazoa; Chordata; Actinopteri; Perciformes; Gasterosteidae
Source: RefSeq, a predicted model, not a curated record